AGCUCUUGAUAUUGAUAAUUUGUAUUCAUUUCGUAUGUAUCUAUGUAUCACACAAGAAGGAAUAAAAAGAAAUUCGUCAUUAAAUGCCUGCUUGAAUAGACAUUUAAGGAUAUAUCAAACAAGAAGCAUAAAUAGUUAAUCACUUGAUGUAAAUCUAUAUUUGCCUACAAUAGAUAGUGACAGCUAUUAGAAAAUAUGGAGGGUAAUUCAACGGUAGUAAAAGGUAGGAAUUUAUUACUUACUGGUGCAAACUACUUUUACAAAAUGUCAUAUGAAUUCUUCCUGCUCACAUUUUGAAUCUUAAUUUAGAUUUAUGAAAUAGUAGUUAGAUAGAAAGCAAUUGUUUUCGCUGGAUUUUCUUAUAGCUGUCAAAUCAACCAUGGCUUUAGAAGUUGGAAGUGCUCAGGUUGGAAGAAAUAAGCCGUCCAAACAAGUUGUAUUUAGAGUUUUCUCCUGUACAAAAUAUAUGCAAAAGCCUCCUUUAAUAAUGCCGAACUAUGGAAAAAAGUCUCCGAAGUUAGGCGUUCCUAAAACGAGUCUGUCGCGCGUGCUGCUGUACGACAAUAUCACGCAACAACAAAUGCUCGAUGUAAAACUGGCAAACAUCAAGAUCGAGAAACAACGAGCGGAGUAUCUUAUGGGUAUGCAUAGAAGAUCAUUUUCAAAGGGAUUAGCAAACAAACGAAGAAGGCAACGAGAAUGUACCUUGAAAGAAAUGAAUCAAGCCCAUCUACCCGAAAUCGAUUUAAACAAGAAAAGGAUGUCUUCAGUUCCGAUGACGCCAUUACUUCGAAAAUUCAGCACAUUUUCUUUAGAUGAUGUAAAACUACCAAAUAUAGGCGACCAUAAGAAACAAAUAAUGUUGAAACUAAAGACCAAAAGUGGCAGGCAAAAGAUAUACCAUUCAUACGAUGAAAGUGGCAUAUUUGUUGAUUUCGUUCCAAUUCAUGCACUCUAUGAUAAUGUGCGAGAUGAUCCGAGAUUUCAGAAUCUACAGACCGCACUUAUGCCACCAGAUGACGAGAACGUGGAGGGAUUCGUUAUAUUAAGUCCAAGUUACGAAAAACAUUAUCCAAAAAUUCCUGAAUAUUUACAAAAAAAGUCUGAAAAUGAGAUGGAAAAUUGUAAAAGAUAACUUUUUACAUACAGCUUUUUACAGGAAAAUAAACGGUCUCUCGUUCU
This is a messenger RNA of Mercenaria mercenaria, 1182 nucleotides long. RefSeq lists its product as uncharacterized. The transcript has 2 exons. The coding region runs from base 380 to 1135 and encodes 251 amino acids. The record is from RefSeq and is a predicted model, not a curated record. Lineage: Eukaryota; Metazoa; Mollusca; Bivalvia; Venerida; Veneridae.